ACAAUGCUGAUAAACGCUCCAAUUGUCCUCACGGCUGUAUAAGGUCUUGUUGUGUUACAUUAUUAGGAGAUGUGUGGUGUUCUAACAUCUGGCCGUGCACACAGUAUCCGGAUGUUUCGUCAGUACCCGGACGUUUCAUCAGCACCCGGAGGUUUCAUCAGUACCCGGACGUUUCAUCAGUACCCGGACGUUUCAACAGAACCUGCAGAAUGAUGGAGAUGAACGAGCUGACUUGUCCACUGUGUGACGAGAGGUACACCGAUGCCAGGACCCCCCGUAACCUGGGCUGUGGCCACACCUACUGCACCUUCUGCGUCCAACAGGUGAUUGCUAAGGAUCGCCGCUGCCCUGAAUGUCGCCUCAUCUUCUCCUGCGCCGUUGCUACUGAUCUACCUGUCAACUACCCACUGCUGAGAAUGGCUAGGGGCUUCCUCCCGUCUGCGUCUCAGUCUGCAUCAUCAUCAUCUGCUGUCCCACCUCUCUCUGGACGAGAGAUGGACGCCGGCCAGUGCCGUGCCCACGAAGCCAUCAUGUACUUCUGGUGCGACACCUGCAGGAAGUUUGUUUGUCGUGAUUGUCUGGUCUUGGACCACAACGCAGUGCCUUUGGGAAAUUGCAGGAUCCUCUCUAUUACUCAGGCCAUCGAGAAGAUCAAAAUCACACAACUUGAGAAGUCCACCACCAAAGGUCAGUCCCUCAGAGAUUUUAAGGAUAGCAUCAACAACUUCAUAUCAAAAUUGGAUGGCAAGAAAGAGAAAUGCGAAGAGACACAGGAAAAACUUCGUCAAAAGCUCCAGGAAGAAGCUGACAAGGCGCAAGUUAUCGAAAUAGAGAAAAACGAGGCUUUUGAGAAGUUGACAGAGAUAGACAAGUUGCUGGAGUCUCUGAACCAGAAGGAGAGCGCCCUCCUGGGGGCCAAUACGGUGCAGGAGAUCAGCGAGGAAGUACAGGCGUCCGGUGAGGUCUUGGAUGUGGCGGAGAUGUUUCAGACUCACGAGCGGCAGCGUCAGGUUCACAGCAUCUCUACCAUCCUCAACUAUGGGAGGCAGUGCCUGGUGGUGGAGCUGGGGCAGGAGGAGGUGUACGCGGCGAGGGAGGAGCUGGGGUGUCCCCGACGCUGGGCCCGAGUCAGUCUUCACCAACACAAAGCUCAUCUUCACGACCUCCGCGACACGCCGCCACCUCCACACGCCAUCACCAUCCCUUGGGAAUGUGUACGCAACCUGGUGUCUGAGGACUCUGCCACAGUAUUCCUCGAGGUGGCGGUCGACGGGGAGCCACGAGGCCGAAUCUACCUCACCAUGCUUGGCAAUACGCCCCGCGGCAGACAAUUCGUCUACCUCUGCUCCGGGGAACGGAACCACUCCUACAGGAACAACAAGUCCCUCGGGGUCUUCAGGCUCGACAAACCAGGGGAAUUCAUCAGCAUUGAGGGAUGCAAGAACGCCGACGGUACUCCGGCGUCUGCCCUUGUGGAUGGUAUAACUAGCGGAGGACUCCACACCAGGCCCAUCGUGCUCGGCCUGCUCUCAGGGCCCCCGCUGGCACACACACAUCAGACGCUGUUUAAUAUCUGCCUCCAGGAGAAGCCCAACAAGAGCGACCUGUCUGGGUUCGGUCGUGUGGUGGGCGGGAUGGAGAUUCUGAGAUCGGUGUCCAGACACGUUCCUGCGUCGGGUGUGACGGUGCGGGACUGUGGCCUGGUCAUCCCUCUGUAGCCAUAUCUUACUGCACUCAAGUGGCAACUCUCCCAACUACUUAGCCGGCACACUGGAGCGGCAGCCUCACUUCUUGCAGGUUGGCGUUUAAUCCUCGACCGUCAAACUGGUUGGGUACCAUUCCGCUCCUCCGGUUUUCCUAAAUUCUUAUCCCCAUAUCCCUUCCAAGUGCUAGAAUUAAACACCUCUUCACGUGUGUUAAGGUCGACGUAAACCUACUAAGCCCGUCCACAUUAUAUCCACAUAACGUCGCUUCAAGAAUUCCCAGCAUAUCAAGACUGCAAAUGCACAACCUGUGAAUUAUGUACAACUUUUGAUAAUGAUCCAGGACGCCAUUUUCUUUUAUUUCAGAUGUGUGGGUUGGGUGUCUACCAACUUUUACCAGAAUGAGAGUCUGCACUAAAUUACCGAGAUCUUGUGCAGUGUUGCAGCUUCAGGUCUGGAAACAAGGCUGUUGAUUCAUGGAGUAAAUUACCGGGUAAUAUAAUAGACGCGGGGUCGAGAGAUUGUUUCAAGCAUAGGUUAGACAUAUAUAUAUGUCUAACUCACAUAUAUUAUCACAAUAAAUGUGAAUGGGUUUGGGUGGAUAUAAACAAGAGCUGCCUCGUAUAGGCCAACAGACCCUCCGUAGUUUCCAUAACAUUUAUAUUCUUAUACCUAUGCAACAGAAAGAGGUUGAUGGCCACAGACUGUUUCCUUAUCCCUUACAUCUCAAGACUGUUGCCUUAUCCCUUACAUCUCAGACUGUUGCCUUAUUCCCUUACAUCUCAAGACUGUUGCCUUAUCCCUUACAUCUCAAGACUGUUGCCUUAUCCCUUACAUCUCAGACUGUUGCCUUAUUCCCUUACAUCUCAAGACUGUUGCCUUAUCCCUUACAUCUCAAGACUGUUGCCUUAUCCCUUACAUCUCAAGACUGUUGCCUUAUCCCUUACAUCUCAGACUGUUGCCUUAUUCCCUUACAUCUCAAGACUGUUGCCUUAUCCCUUACAUCUCAAGACUGUUGUCUUAUCCCUUACAUCUCAAGACUGUUGCCUUAUCCCUUACAUCUUAGACUGUUGCAUUAUCCCUUACAUCUCAGACUGUUGCCUUAUCCCUUACAUCUCAAGACUGUUGCCUUAUCCCUUACAUCUUAGACUGUUGCCUUAUUCCCUUACAUCUCAGACUGUUGCCUUAUCCCUUGCAUCUCAAGACUGUUGCCUUAUCCCUUACAUCUUAGACUGUUGCCUUAUCCCUUACAUCUCAAGACUGUUGCCUUAUCCCUUACAUCUUAGACUGUUGCCUUAUCCCUUACAUCUCAGACUGUUGCCUUAUCCCUUACAUCUCAAGACUGUUGCCUUAUCCCUUACAUCUCAGACUGUUGCCUUAUCCCUUGCAUCUCAAGACUGUUGCCUUAUCCCUUACAUCUUAGACUGUUGCCUUAUCCCUUACAUCUUAGACUGUUGCCUUAUUCCCUUACAUUUAAGUCUCAAUAUUAAGCCUAAUUUCAGAAAACAAUUGACGAGGUCAAUUCCUCAGUGAUUAAUUUGCUAAUCACAUAUUAAUGAUUAGUUUGAGUAAAUUAUUAUUUAUAUAGUAAAUUAAAAUAAAUUUUUCAUAAUAAAAUA
Procambarus clarkii (red swamp crayfish) is the source of this 3322-nucleotide messenger RNA. Its product is annotated as nuclear factor 7, ovary. NCBI's taxonomy places the organism in Eukaryota, Metazoa, Arthropoda, Malacostraca, Decapoda, Cambaridae. Gene Ontology annotation, biological process: protein peptidyl-prolyl isomerization. Gene Ontology annotation, molecular function: peptidyl-prolyl cis-trans isomerase activity; zinc ion binding. The record is from RefSeq and is a predicted model, not a curated record.